GACGAUCAGAGCAGCAGCAGCAGCAGCAGCAGCAGAAGAAGAGGAGGAGGAGGAGGAGGAGGAGGACGGCUGGUUGUACCAUGUUGCGUCUGAGCUGCCUAUUAUUUAGACUGAUCAGAGCCGGAGCUACGAUGCAGUGACAGUCUACACAGGAAGACACACACACUGACUGACUGAGCAGCGCGUGGGGAGGCAGAGUCACACACGAAUGCGCACGAGAAAUGCUCCUCUCCUAGACUAUGGCACCGUCGGGCUCGCGUAGUAUCAAGCGGGGCUGUCAGAGAGUUUUGUACUGGAUCCCAGUUCUCUUCAUCGCCCUCAUAGUGGCGUGGUCAUACUACGCCUAUGUUUUACAGCUUUGCAUUGAAUCCAUUGAAGACACGGGACAAAAGGUGGUGUACCUGCUGGUGUACCAUGCUGUUUUCAUCAUGUUUGUGUGGGCAUACUGGCAAACCAUCUUCACCAGGCCCAUGAACCCCCUGAAGGAGUUUCACCUGUCCUACUCUGACAAGGAGCUGCUGGAGCGUGAAGACCGGGGAGAGUCUCAGCAGGAGAUCCUGAGGAGAAUAGCCAAGGAUCUUCCCAUCUACACCCGCACUAACUCUGGAGCAAUCCGCUUCUGUGACCGCUGCCAGCUGCUGAAGCCUGAUCGAUGUCACCAUUGUUCAGUCUGUGAUAGAUGCAUCCUGAAGAUGGAUCAUCACUGUCCAUGGGUGAACAACUGUGUGGGAUUCUCCAACUACAAACACUUCAUGCUGUUCUUGGCAUAUUCGCUCCUCUACUGCCUUUUUAUAACUGCGACAGAUCUUCAAUACUUCAUAAAAUUUUGGACGGCCGGAGGUAGAGCACACUUCCGUCUGAAAGAAUACCUGAACGGCCUCCCAGACACUCAGGCCAAGUUCCACAUCCUGUUCCUCUUCUUCUCGGCCUCCAUGUUCUCAGUCAGCCUCGCCUCGCUCUUCAUCUAUCACUGCUGGCUCGUCUGCAAGAACAGAUCGACACUCGAGGCUGUACGUGCUCCGGUGUUCCGUCACGGCACAGACAAGAACGGUUUCAGUCUGGGCUUCAGUAAGAACUUCCAUCAGGUCUUUGGUGAUGAAGUUAAAUACUGGCCUGUUCCCAUAUUCUCCAGUUUAGGUGACGGUUGCUCAUUCCCAUCCUGUCUGGUGAAUCUGGACCCUGAACAGCCGUCUUCACCCUCUGGCUCCAACCUUGCCAACAAAGGUGCAGCAGAGGGUCGCCAGUUCCCCUCCAAGCCACUGAGAGAGAGUCAGAGUCGACUGCUCACCAGCACCCCCUCCUGGACAGAGAAUGACAGUGCAACAGAGAAAAACAAGAAAGGUGCUAACAAUGAUGGCCUGACCAUAGAAAAUGAGGCGUAACCACAGUAAGAAGUGACAUCUCCAAUCCAGGUCUCCUCAUUGUUCGUGCCUAUCAGGACGUGACAUGGCGCUGAUGUCAUCAUCAUCAUCAUCAUCAUCAUCGUCGGUUGUUUACGUUAUUGCACUGAGUUUUCCACGACUGACACCACAUGCGUAGCUUAGCGCAUCAGCAAAUGUAGCUACAGUAUGUCUGCCAAACAUUUGCACAUGGAGUAAAUAAAUUAGUGAUGGUGUUAAUGUGGUGUAAAUGACAUUCCUUCAGUAUUUGCUUUUUCUUUCUUUUUUUUUCCAUUUUGUUUUGUUGUGUUGUGGAAGGUCAAAUGAUGCAUGCUCUCAUCUCAGGAUGUCACACCUUGCUGUAGUGAACUGUACAUGACGUUCUCUCCUUUGCUUGAAAGUAUAAUAUUAGUAAUCAUGUUUUUGAAUAAGGGCUCUUCUGACUGGUUAUAGCAUGACCAUGACUCCCGCAGUGGAGGUUCAGCUCACUGGCCACCAUCAAAAAGAAACCUCGGUGUAAUGCUGAUAACGUUGAGUGUUUUUGUUAAGAAAUGUUAUGUUGUGAAUGUAAUGUAAAAAAAAAAAGUCAGUUCCACCCACUUUGUACUCUAUUUUCACCUUCUGAGGAAUUUGUCUAUUCUCGUCCAGUGCUGGAAAUGAACUGUACAUUUAUGUAAAGAACGUAUGCCUGUUUAAAAAAAAAAGAAGAAAAAAAAGCUUCAUGGUGAUUGCUGGUGUCAAUUUAUAUUUUUUUAUUCUGUCUGUUGAGACAAACCUGACGUGUGAGGCCAAGUACUGUACUGUUGUGAUGCCUUAUGAGAAUAAAAAGAGCUCAUCAGUU
Molecule: messenger RNA, 2220 nt
Organism: Solea senegalensis (Senegalese sole)
Lineage: Eukaryota; Metazoa; Chordata; Actinopteri; Pleuronectiformes; Soleidae
Gene: zdhhc2
Product: zinc finger DHHC-type palmitoyltransferase 2
Exons: 14
Coding region: 240-1382 (380 amino acids)
Biological process (GO): protein targeting to membrane; peptidyl-L-cysteine S-palmitoylation
Cellular component (GO): Golgi apparatus; endoplasmic reticulum
Molecular function (GO): protein-cysteine S-palmitoyltransferase activity
Source: RefSeq, a predicted model, not a curated record